AUGACACUGCAUUGGAAAGAUGAUCCAAAACCGCUAAAGCAAAUAUGUCUUGUCGACAUUGAGACAGAACCAGAUCCACGCUGGACCACAAUCGUAUGUGGAAACCAAGAAAAUCUGCUAAAGGCAUUCGCUCUCUGCUGGCGAGCAUUUGCCCCUGACAUCCAAGUUGGGUUUAACGAUUCAGACUAUGAUUGGCGUUUCAUUAUGGAAAGAGCCUAUCAUCUCAACAUUCUCGAAUGGAUAUGGGAGCGGAUGACAGGAAAGUUUGAAACAAAGGAAGAAAUUAUAAAGUGGAAAUAUCGUGGAAAGAUAGGAGCGAAAUCCGAAAAUACUUUUAAGAAGAAAGAAAAGAAAAAGAAUAGUGAGGACAGAGAUAGUGAAAAUACUCUUCACAUUCUUGAGAAUGGAGAGGAGGAUACGGAAGUCAAAGAAUUUCUGGGCGGUCCGAUUAAGAUCAAAAUUUCUGCGGAAGAUAAUUUCUUUUCCAGCUUCCUUAAACUGCCAGGAUGUGUACCAAUUGACGUUAGAGUUUGCCUCAAAAAGCGUUACCCCCGUUCUGAAGUCGAAAAGGAAGGCUCACUUAAAUUCUUCUUACAAAAAUGCGGUCUUGACGCUAAAGUUGACAUGCCAUACAAUAAAAUGUGGAAAACCUAUUCAGAGGCGAAAAAGGACCCGUCCCCAUCAACUGCAAGGAAAAUGCGGGAAGUAGCAUAUUACUGUAUUAUAGAUGCACUGCGUUGCCAGGAGCUUUUGGUAAAGCUAAGUCAAAUAAAUGAAUACAGAGAAGUCGUUUCUAUAGCUUAUGUAUCUUUAUUCGACACACACUAUCGCGCAAAUGGAAUGAAGGUACGAAACUUUCUAGGCGCUUAUGCUUUUAAGCGUGAUAUGUUAUUUAAUGCAAGGAUUCCUGAAAAGGUGGAAAAGGGUAAGUAUCCCGGUGCAUAUGUUUUUCCACCUAAAAAAGGUAUCGAGACGAAAAGGCCGGUAACGGGAUUGGAUUUUACAUCUUUAUAUCCAAGCCUUAUUAUGGCCUAUAACCUCUCUCCAGAAAAAUUUAUAUUUAAUCCAGAGGAGGCUGUCAUUAUAAAAAAGAAUGGGAACACUUUACACGAGAUUAGCUUUCCAUUCAAUAAGUGCACUAUUCAAGCUUGGUGCGUAAGACAUGAUAAUCGAUCUGAGAAGAAAGGUUUAUACCCGACCGUAUUAGAGGAAUUAUCUGCGAUGAGACUAGAACUUAAAGCGCAACUUGCCUCAUUAGGAAAGAAGAAGGUUCAACUUGGAAAGAUAAUAAGUUCGUUGAAAGAAAAGGGUAAAAGAAUCCCUGAGAAGUUAGAUUUAGAAUAUAAAACUCUUUGCUUCAAACAUGACUGCUUGGAUUCAAAGCAGAAAGCUGUAAAGUUAUUUAUGAAUACCUUUUAUGGAGAGGCCAGAAACCCAUUAUCUUUAAUCUUUCUCCGUGCAUUGGCCGGAGGAACUACUUCCGCUGGCAAAUACAUUAUCAAACUCGUUGCAGAAUAUGUGAAAAAGAAAGGCUUUAGAAUCAAAUACGGGGAUACUAAUUCUUUGUAUCUUACAUGUUCAGAUAAGUAUUUUGAAAAAUGCGAUGAAGCCUUUUCCAGAGGUGAACUUUCUAAAGAAGCGUACUGGACCGAAAUGGUCAAAAUUACUAUGGAUGUAAUAAAAAAGUUGCGCGAUCAGAUUAAUGCCUAUCUUAGGAUAAAAACCAGCACAUCUUAUCUUAAGAUGGCUUACGAAAAGGUAUUAUUUCCUGUCUGCUUUACUGGCAAAAAAAAGUACUUUGGAAUUGGGUAUGAAGAUGAAGUAAACUUUAGACCAGAUGAUCUCUUUAAGAAAGGAAUUGAUACUGUAAAGCAAGGUAAAUCCCAGCUUCUCAAAUUCAUCGGAGAGAAGAUUAUGAGAGAGGCUAUGGAUAUUAAUAAUACACGUUCAAUUCACGAUAUUGUUGAAGAUACUCUUAGAGAAGCCCGGAACAAGGAAUGGGAUUUCAAUGAAUUUAUCGUAAUGGGUAUAUGGAAGCCUAAGAAAAAUAAUCUCUGCAACAAUCGCUUUGUGAAAUGUAUGAGAGAGAGAAAUGAGAGGAUUCCUGAUCCCGGCGAACGCUUUAGUUAUGUUGUUGUGAAGGGUCCCCGCCUUCGUAGUGAGGAAGGCCAGUUAAUACCAUAUAGAGUUGGGGAUUAUAUGGAGUAUGCGGGUAUAGCAAAAGAGAAAAACAUAGAAAUAGAUAUCAAUUAUUAUUUAGGCACUACGGUUAGAAUGUGCGCACGCUUUAUCAAUAAGGAUGAUAGAUACCAACCACCACCUUCACAUAAAAUUAUGCAACUUAAAUAUUUGGAUGAAAAGGAAAAGCAGACCGACAAAUAUUCCCAGGAUGAGGCAACAAAAUGGCUUAAAAAAUAUAUAAAAGGCUUACAAUGA
Messenger RNA from Rhizophagus irregularis DAOM 181602=DAOM 197198, 2436 nucleotides. NCBI's taxonomy places the organism in Eukaryota, Fungi, Glomeromycota, Glomeromycetes, Glomerales, Glomeraceae. The record is from RefSeq and is a predicted model, not a curated record.